UAUUCUAAUCAGUUGAAACUUGUAAACGGUCUAUGAACGGUCACGAACUGAAAAUGCAGCUACUCCAUACAAUUUGCAUCGCUGCUUUCGCUCUGGUUGCGUUAGGGCGCGCAGAUGGAAUUGAAAUAAGCACAAGAUUGGGCGAUGUACUGGGCACAACAUUGCAAACCCGUUUGGGCGAGGACUUCUAUGCAUUCCGUGGCAUCCGUUAUGCACUGCCGCCAUUUAGAAAUUUACGUUUUCAAAAUCCUAAACCAUAUCCAGCAUGGAAACCAAACACUUACGAUGCCACCCAGGAUGGUCCAAUGUGUCCGCAAGUGACUGAAAAUGUCACCGAUCUAUCGGAGGAUUGUUUGCGUUUGAAUGUUUAUACGAAGGAUACAAAAAAGAGGAAGCCGGUUGUGGUGUAUAUACAUCCGGGUGGUUUUUACGGCGUUUCGGGUCAAAGCAAAAACUUCGCUGGUCCCGAACAUUUGAUGGAUCGCGACAUUGUAUUGGUGACGAUAAACUAUCGCUUAGGCACAUUGGGUUUCUUGGCAACGGGUAGUGCUGAAGCGCCCGGCAAUGCUGGCUUAAAGGAUCAGGUGGAGGCAUUGCGUUGGGUACGCAACAAUAUUAGGUGCUUCGGUGGUAAUCCGCGUGCGGUGACAUUGUUGGGCUAUAGUGCGGGCAGCUUUAGUAUUGGAUUGCAUAUGUUGUCGCCCAUGUCAAGGGGUCUAUUUCAUCGCGCCAUUAUGAUGAGUGCUUCGCCAUUGGGACAAUUCGAUUACGAGCAUCAGCAAAAACGAUUGAGCGAUAGGCAAGCAGAUUUAUUAGACUGCCCCAGGAAGCCGGCGGAUCAGUUGGUGAAUUGUUUGAAGCAGAAACCAAUGAUGGACUUCGUGAAUACAACCGCUGAAAUGUUUGAUUUCAAUUGGAAUCCGGUUUUGAAUUGGAUGCCCGUGAUCGAGGAUGAUUUUGGCCAAGAACGUUUCUUGGUGGAGGACCCUUACGAAACCAUACAAACUGGCACAUUCCACAAAGUACCGCUUAUAAUCGGUAUAACGGAGCAUGAGUUUGUCGGCGGAGCCUACAAUCUCUUAAAGAAUGAGACCACCAGAACGUGGUUAAAUGAAAAUUUCGAAAAAUAUGCGCCAAUUGCAUUAAUGUAUGAACGUGAUACGCCGCGUUCUGUGGAAAUAAGCAAAACAUUGCGCAGAUAUCUGCCAAACGGGCCCUUGGCGCUUCCCCAUAGUUUGCAAACAUUCGGCAAACUAUACUCUGACGCCAUUAUCGGUUUCGAAUACCACCGGUUCUUGGAUUUGAUUUCGCGCUUUACUUCCGUCUAUACGUAUCUCUUCACGUACAAGGGUCGUUACAGUCAUUUCGACAUUGACGGUGAGGUUUACGGUGCUGUACAUCAUGAUGAAUUACUCUAUCUGUUCCAUGUACCUGUUAUGACACCGCUUUUCAGUGCAACAGAUCCGGAAGAUGAGGUCAUUGAAAACUUAACUCGCAUGUGGACGGAAUUCGCCAGAAAAGGCGAUCCAAAUAAUGAUGCUGAUGCGUAUUUGAAAGAUUUACAUUGGCCGCCUUAUAACGGGAAUACGAAGCCAUAUUUGAACAUAGGCGCGAAAUUGGCCGUUUCAAGUGGUGGCAUUUUCCCUGAAAGAUUCCAAAAUUGGGACAAACUAUUCCCAGUGCCGCAGUUCACUUGAAGCGGUUUUCAAAUUAUUGUAC
Molecule: messenger RNA, 1719 nt
Organism: Anastrepha obliqua
Lineage: Eukaryota; Metazoa; Arthropoda; Insecta; Diptera; Tephritidae
Product: juvenile hormone esterase
Exons: 5
Coding region: 33-1697 (554 amino acids)
Source: RefSeq, a predicted model, not a curated record